GUUUCCCACAAUGCAGCGCGGCGCGCUGUCCCCGGUGCUGAUGCUCAGCGCUGCCCCGGAGCCUCCGCCUCGCCCGCCUCCCGCCCUCUCCCCGCCGGGCCCUGGCCCAGGCCCCCGCCAUGGCUCGGCUCGACCGGGUCCUGCCCCAGAGCCGUCGGGGGCGCUGGCUGCGGCGCUCGACAGCAGCCUGCGGGCCGCCGUGGCAUUCAAGGCGGAGGGCCAGCGCUGCUAUCGAGAGAAGAAGUUCCGGGAAGCCAUCGGCAAGUACCACCGGGCUCUGCUGCAGCUGAAGGCGGCGCAGGGGGCCCGCCCUGGAGGCCUGCCCGCCCCCGCCCCCGGGCCCGCCACCAGCCCCGGGCCCGCCCGCCUCAGCGAGGAGCAGCGGCGCCUGGUGGAGAACACGGAGGUGGAAUGUUAUGACUCUCUCACGGCUUGCCUUCUGCAGUCGGAGCUGGUGAACUAUGAGCGCGUGCGUGAGUACUGCCUCAAGGUGCUGGAGAAGCAGCAGGGCAACUUCAAGGCCACCUACCGCGCCGGCAUUGCCUUCUACCACCUGGGCGACUAYGCACGUGCGCUGAGAUACCUUCAGGAGGCCCGCAGCCGGGAGCCCACAGACACCAAUGUCCUUCGUUACAUCCAGCUGACCCAGCUGAAGAUGAACCGCUGCAGCCUCCAGCGGGAGGACAGUGGCGCUGGGGCCCCUGCCCGGGAUGUGGUUGGCUGAGGGCGAGGGGCUGCCUACCCCCCACCUCACCAUGGAACUUCCCAGACUCUUGCAUUUGCUGGUAAAGCACUUGUCACUGAUGA
This is a messenger RNA of Urocitellus parryii (Arctic ground squirrel), 807 nucleotides long. RefSeq names its product tetratricopeptide repeat domain 9B (gene Ttc9b). Lineage: Eukaryota; Metazoa; Chordata; Mammalia; Rodentia; Sciuridae. Gene Ontology annotation, molecular function: protein binding. The record is from RefSeq and is a predicted model, not a curated record.